GUUCCCCAUUUUUAAACCGCUUUUUUUUCUUUUUCUUUUUCUCUCACUCUGGAAGGAGAAAAGGAGAAGGAAGAAUAGCUAAGAAAGAUCGAAGCUUGGAAAUAAACCAAAACUCGAAGAUUGCAGAGCAAAUACAAAACGGCAUAUGGGAGACGAUGAAGCUUUUCGGUAGAGCGAAAGACGCCUCCGAUGUUUCACUGCAAUCGUUUGCGUAUUCGCCGUCUCCGGUGAACGCUCCGGUGACCGGUCUUGCGAAGGCGAUUCGUCUGGUCUAUUUCGACGAGAAUGGGAGGUUCUGGAUGGACCCAGAAGCGGUUGCGACUCUGCAGCUUGUUAAGGAGCCUAUUGGGAUCGUUUGUGUCUGUGGCAGGGCUCGCCAGGGCAAGAGCUUUAUUUUUAAUCAGAUUUGCAAUGUUCAAGCACCAUGCAGAGCAUGGAAAAGAGGCUGAGAGCGGCUUGUCAUGCUUCUGAUGCAAACAUAAAUAAUGUUGUUCUGGUAACGAUUCUCUGUCUUGCUAAUAGAUAUCCUUAUUCUUCAUGGAAAAGAUUCCUGGAAAAGAGGCCGAGAGGGCCUGUUUUAAUCCAGCAAGAUUUUAUUACUGCAGUCCCAGUUUUGUUUUUUUAUUUCAAUUUAUGCUUAGAUUUUACAUUAUGAAUGGUCUGUAGAGCUGCUAGCCAAUUCUAGGUGGUAUUCCGGCAUUCUCCAUUCCAUGCAUGAUUUUGGCAUUAGAGUUGUUAUUGAGAUACCUUUCACUGGAUUGGGUAAGAUCAUGACAUGCAGCUUCUUGAUGCUCUUCUGUCGGAGUAUGAAGUAUCGUGCCAUGGCCCAGUAAAGAGGUAGAAAUUGU
Molecule: messenger RNA, 848 nt
Organism: Rubroshorea leprosula
Lineage: Eukaryota; Viridiplantae; Streptophyta; Magnoliopsida; Malvales; Dipterocarpaceae
Source: the annotation of a GenBank genome assembly